This is a messenger RNA of Aspergillus japonicus CBS 114.51, 549 nucleotides long. RefSeq lists its product as uncharacterized. The record is from RefSeq and is a predicted model, not a curated record. Bases 1 to 549 code for a protein of 182 amino acids. NCBI's taxonomy places the organism in Eukaryota, Fungi, Ascomycota, Eurotiomycetes, Eurotiales, Aspergillaceae. The transcript has 4 exons.
AUGACGCAUCCGCGGGGAAAUCUCCCCUCUCCCCCACAACUCCAUCAACUCGUCACCGCAACCGAAACCCUCCCACCAAGCGCGCAACAACUCGAACCCGCCCUCCAGAAAAGAGCCGAGCAGAGCCGAGCAGAGCAUACUGGACCCGUCUCGCCGCCGUGGCCGGCUCCCUCCAUCAGCACGGCCUUCCACCCCGACUCCGUCGACCCCGGCCGCAAACCACCUAUGCGCUUCUACAUGGGCGCCUCCCCGUCGCAGAUCCUCUGCUUCCAGGCUUCGGCCUGUUGGAGACGGAAUGGCUCUACCGACGGUGGUAUCCCCACCGAUACAUCUAGCCCCGUGCUCCUGCAUCUCGGGACCAAAGCUGCGGUACCGUAUGCGUUCGAGGGCGGUGGCUUUCGCCAGUGGAUGGGCGCAGGCGCGGCGGAGGGAAAUGCAUAUCCCUGGACGUCGUCUCUACUGGGAACUGGGUGGCGUGUAUUUCUGCGUAGGAUGGGGGACGAGCUCGAUGCCGUGGACAACGGUCGAAUGCCGCACGAACCCGUCUAG